GGAGAGUCCUUGGAGCGCGCGGGAAAGAGACCAAUAUAAACUGUGGCGGGAGAUUAGUUUUCGGGUCCUUGUCCAGUGAAACACCGUUGGUCGCCUGGGAAGUCAGUUCGUUCUCUCCUCUUCUCUCGUCUUGUUUGACCAUGGUGCGGACUAAAGCAGACAGUGUUCCAGGCACUUACAGAAAAGUGGUGGCUGCUCGAGCCCCCAGGAAGGUGCUUGGUUCUUCCACCUCUGCCACUAAUUCGACACCAGUUUCAUCGAGGAAAGCUGAAAAUAAAUAUGCAGGAGGGAAUCCCGUUUGCGUGCGCCCAACUCCCAAGUGGCAAAAAGGAAUUGGAGAAUUCUUUAGGUUGUCCUCUAAAGAUUCUGAAAAAGAGAAUCAGAUUCCUGAAGAGGCAGGAAGCAGUGGCUUAGGAAAAGCAAAGAGAAAAGCAUGUCCUUUGCAACCUGAUCACACAAAUGAUGAAAAAGAAUAGAACUUUCUCAUUCAUCUUUAAAUAACGUCUCCUUGUUUACCCUGGUAUUCUAGAAUGUAAAUUUAAAUAAAUGUGUUUAUUCCAAUUAGCUUUGUUGAACAGGCAUUUAAUUAAGAAAUUUAGGUUUAAAUUUAGAUGUUCAAAAGUAGUUGUGAAAUUUGAGAAUUUGUAAGACUAAUUAUAGUAACUUAGCUUAGUAUUCAGUAUAAUGCAUUGUUUGGUUUCUUUUACCAAAUUAAGUGUCUUGUUCUUGCUAAAAUCUAGUCAUUGCAUUGUGUUCUAAUUACAAGUAUGCUGUAAUUUGAGAUUUGCUUAAAUUGUUGUACUGCUGCCAUUUUUAUUGGUGUUUGAUUAUUGGAAUGGUGCCAUAUUGUCACUCCUUCUAUUUGCUUUAAAAAGCAGAGUUAGACUUUUGCACAUUAAAAAAAUUCAGUAUUAAUUAAACCUUA
Messenger RNA from Rhinopithecus roxellana (golden snub-nosed monkey), 925 nucleotides. RefSeq names its product PCNA clamp associated factor (gene PCLAF). The record is from RefSeq and is a predicted model, not a curated record. NCBI's taxonomy places the organism in Eukaryota, Metazoa, Chordata, Mammalia, Primates, Cercopithecidae. The transcript has 4 exons. The coding region runs from base 141 to 476 and encodes 111 amino acids. Gene Ontology annotation, cellular component: nucleus. Gene Ontology annotation, biological process: regulation of cell cycle; translesion synthesis. Gene Ontology annotation, molecular function: chromatin binding.